UGUGGUGUCAGGGUUUACCCCUGUAGUCGCUACCGUUAAAGGCAUUUCAAGCUGGAGGCUGUUCUCCUUUUCUACAACUACUUAAGAUAGCUACUCUAAAACUGCGCCAAUGGUAGUAGUCUAGACUACAUGUUGAACUAUUGUUAACAAACUGGACUGGGUGUACUAGGCUGCGGUUUCCAUCGAUGACAAGAAAGCCCACAUCGGUAUACAUGCCAUUGUGGAUAUAAGCGAAUGUCACGGAUGAGCGAUUACCACGUUUCUUUAAAAUGGUUAUUGACGCUAAGAAGGAGCUGGUGGUUUCCCUUCGGCGUUGUGAACAGAGAUGGCAGUGAAACAGAGAAAUCUAUCCAGAUGCUAGUAUUUCUUCCCUUAGAUCACAUCAGGCAAACCAAAUGGACAAAGUGUCACUUGCCUCCGCCGUGGUGGUGUGGGAAUGGCUGAACGAGCACAGGCGCUGGUGGCCAUACACUCCGGUUGUGUCUCAUCACAUAGAGGCAGUUAUACGAAGCGAUCCUCGGGGUGGAAGCGUUGUACUAGGCCAAGCUGACAGCCGUCUCUCGCCCUAUAUCAUCGAUUUGCACUCGAUGCACCAGUUCAGACAGGACACAGGUACGUUAAGGCCAGUACGUCGGAGUUUCUAUGACCCUACUACAGCACCAGGUCAGGGAUGGAUGUGGGAAUGGGAGAAUGAUGCAGGAUCUUGGACACCAUAUGCAAUGGAGGUCUGUAUUGCCCUGCAAGAGGCAUGGGACCGCCAGCUAUCCUGGCUGGAUCUAGCACCACUUGGUUUCUGCUACUUUGUGGAUUUCCAGAGCAUGACUCAGAUCAACCAGCAAACACAGCGGUGCCGCCGUAUCCAGCAACGCUCAGACAUGGCCUAUCCACUCGUCUCUGGGCCACUGCCAAAAAGUGCUGAGGGUUUGGGUACUGGGGCAGGAGGGGCAGCUGGUGGAAUGACUUCAGGUGGUGGCUCAACUGGGGCACUUCUAGGGGUUGGUGUGUCUGGUUCUAGCUCAAGUGGAAACAGGAGUGCGAUCUAUCAUAGUGGAACUCUUUCAAUGUCCUCCCUUGCCCCUAUUGGACAGCCAUGUGCCUGCCAACAGUGUAUGCUGGUUUUAAGUGUAAAAGCGAAUGCCAUGUCACAUACAAUGGGACGCAGACCUCCCCUGACCAAGCGCCCCAAUCUUAAAUCCAGUCUAGGGACACUUCCGUCCUUGUCUAAGACUUCGUCCAUAUCUAACUCGUAUUCAAAAACACUGCCUCAUGGACUUUCAUUCAACCACUCCCUCUCUCAAGAAUGCAAGAAUGCCACUGCCUUUGCUCAUUCGUUGUCCAUGCUCACCUCGAACACUGCCAUUCUGUCGUUGUCCUCCAGUCGCCCACCUCCUCCACCGUUGUGCCUUUCCCCUCCACCAGUAUUCAAUCAGCAGCCUUUGUCCACACCAAGCUGUACCUCAACAUCAUCACCAUCAGUGCCAACUGCAACGCUCAUCACCGUGGCAAACUCCACAUCAUGUUCGUCUUUGCCAUCACCUUCAGUGACCGUUCCGUCUCGGCGUUCCACGGCUGGUGCUGCUCCCCUGCCCUCUCGUGCCAGUCUCGCAGGGCUGAGUCAGCCAGCGCUACAAAGCAUCGCCAUGGCACAGUCACGCGCCCUCAUCGACUCUGGAGUACCGACGGUACCGGUGAAGAACCUCAAUGGUUCCAGUCCUGUCCAUCCAGCUUUAGCAGGGAUCACUGGUAUUCUAAUGAGUGCUGCAGGACUUCCUGUGUGUUUGACUCGUCAGCCUAAGCUGGUUCUGCAUCCUCCUCCUGUCAGCAAACGAGACAUCAAGCCCGUCCCUGGCCUUGGACACAGCUUCCGAAAAACAACCAGAAAACAGACCUGCAAAUGCAAGACUCCCGAGGAAGUAGUGAAGAGGUACUGGCAGAAAGUUAGGAAUCCACCUGAAGAGGACUGCACUAUUUGUAUGGAGACGCUGUCUGGCCCCUCUGGGUAUAAAGGCCCAGGCAUCAGUGGUGUGUCACGUGCAGAUUUAGUGGGUCAGUUAGAACAGUGCAGCCAUCGAUACCAUGUGCAAUGCUUAGUGGCUAUGUAUAACAAUGGCAAUAAGGAUGGCAGACUGCAGUGCCCAUCGUGCAACACCAUUUAUGGUGCGAAGACAGGCAACCAGCCACCUGGGAAGAUGGAGUACCACAUCAUCCCCCACUCACUGCCAGGACACCCUGACUGCAAAACCAUCCGUAUCAUUUACUUCAUACCACCUGGCAUACAGGGCCCUGAGCAUCCAAACCCAGGAAAACCAUUCACCGCAAGGGGAUUUCCCCGCCAAUGCUAUCUUCCAGACAAUGACAAAGGAUGCAAGGUGUUGAGGCUUCUGCUGGUAGCUUGGGACAGGCGGAUGAUCUUCUCAGUAGGCACCUCCAGCACCACAGGGGAGUCAGAGACAGUUAUUUGGAAUGAAGUCCACCACAAGACUGAGUUUGGUUCCAACCUCACGGGUCAUGGUUACCCUGACCCUGACUACCUCGACAAUGUGCUGGAGGAGUUAAAGGCCCAGGGCAUCACUGAGGAGGAUGGACAGCAACUAUAAGGCACAGAAACAUUGGUGCAAACAGAAACUAUGAGGUGCAAACAUUGGAAAAGAGGCUAGAGAGAAGACUGUGGAAAUGGACUUACAGUAGAGAGGAUGGAUGACUAGAUAUAUUUGUGCCAACAAAGUUGGUUUGUUUGUGUGUGUGUGCGUGCAUGAGUGCUAUUGAGAAUAACAAAUAACCUGACCAUAUAAGAAAAAACAGAAGAACGAACAUUUAAUUUUGUCAUUGUCCAGACGUAUCCAGAUAUACAAGUUAAUGAGUGCUGUGGUUUGCGCAAACUGGGCAUAUCCAGCCCUCAUCUGAUUAGUCUGUUAGUCUGAACCUAUUUUGAACAAUAAACUGACACUUAAGGUUGUUCAGAUGCUCCUGAAAAUCUGGAUAAGCUGGAAUAGGUGUGUUACAUUUGGUGCUGGAACUAGACUUUGCACUUGCACUCUUAAAGAGAUCUCAUAUCUGUUCCUCACAGAUCCCUUAAAAAGAGGCUUUGUAUAUGGUAUCAUGACUUACAUAAUACAUGUUGAAAGCUUAGUGCAAUGACAUUACUUCUACUUCAGUUGCUAAGAAACGUGAGGGAAAGGUUGAAAUGAAAUAUAUGGAAAGAAGGAAAAGAAGGUACAUUGAGAGAUUAAAAGUAGACGGAGAGGAAACUUAUGGAACAGUGGAGAGAUUUAGAAAAUGAAAAAUGAAUGGAAAAAGAAGGUCGUGUUGACCUCAGGUUGAGAAAUUGUGUGUCUAGCUGAAGCUGUAAUAAAAGGUUACGUGUGUGUGUGUGUGUGUGUGUGUGUGUGUGUGUGUGUGUGUGAGAGAGAAAGAACUGAAAUUUAAUUGAGCCCUCACAUGUUUACCUUGUCCUUAAAAAUAUUCCAUAUCAUUGUUACACUCAAUAAUAAGUUACAUGUGUACUUGUAAUAUUAUUGCUAUUAUGUGCGACACCAUUCCAUGUUUUAGAUUUAUGUACUCAGAUUAUUUUUGUAACAGUCAUGGGUGAUAUGUGAGUACGACUCAUAAAGCAACUUGUUAAUACUGUUGAACUCUUCAGUUACAGAGCUGUACACAUCUGCAGUGCAGUGUCUUUGAUGAUGCUUAGUCUAGACUGAAAGGCUUUUAAUGGUUAAAGGUUUUUAAUGGUAAUUCUGCAUUUAAAUGUUGUAUUCAUUACAAGUUUACACUUGUUUUAUUGCCCUAAUUUCAAAUGAGGUUUACCUGACGGUUUUUAUAUAAAGAAAUUUAAAAGGUUGAUAUUUUUCAUAGUGAUAGACUAUAAAAUGGUACAGCAUGAUCAGGUUUAUGUAAAUAAAUGCUGCUUGCUUUAAAAAACAUAAAUUGAGCUAUAGGAUAUCAAUAGGCUUGUUGGUCCACUAAAAAAAGGUUAAAAUUGAAAAUGUUAUGAGGAAGCAAUAAAGGGAAGAAUUAUUUAUCAAAGACCUUUUAUUAAUAAUAAUAAUAAUAAUAAUAAUAAUAAUCACGAAAUUAUAAACAAAUGAUUUGAUCAGAUUUUGGAUUGUAUAUUAAAAUGUUUGUAUUCAUUCCCAACUGAUUUUUUUUUAAGUUUGAGGCCUGGGUGAGAUGAUGAUGAUGAUGAUGAUGAUUAUAAUAAUCUCACCUACCAUGUUCCGUUUUUUGACCAAAAGUGUUUGCCAGUAUGCAGGCAUAUUUUUCUCCUUAAACAUUCCUGUGGGAGUGUAUACAUAUGCAUACAUUUGUAUUUGUUUAUAUCAGGGGGACUGAUUCACGUUUGUCUUUUUCUGUUCAUAUUCUUCAACAUUAGUGCUUGCUUUUCCUUAUUGCUUCACUUUCCCGUUUCAUUCAAAAUGAGAUGUUUUCAAUUGUAACAUGUAUACAUUUUUGUACAUAAACAUUGUACAAAUCAGUUAGGUUCCAAUUUAUCGCCCAUUAGGUACAGAAGUUUUCUAUUUGUCAAGAGCUUUUCUUUGGGAAAUUGACUUUUGUCUGUGUAAAAUGUCCUGUUCACUGUAGGCAUGACUGGGACAAUUGUUUGAAUACAGUGGAUAAACUUC
This is a messenger RNA of Electrophorus electricus (electric eel), 4619 nucleotides long. It is a transcript of the gene dtx4b, whose product is annotated as deltex 4, E3 ubiquitin ligase b. The record is from RefSeq and is a predicted model, not a curated record. Gene Ontology annotation, biological process: protein ubiquitination; Notch signaling pathway. Gene Ontology annotation, molecular function: zinc ion binding. NCBI's taxonomy places the organism in Eukaryota, Metazoa, Chordata, Actinopteri, Gymnotiformes, Gymnotidae.